CGCCAAAAAAAUAUGAUGCCAGGAAAACGACGUCCUUUUCUAGACAUAGCCGAUCGAGCUCCAGGCUGCUCUGCUACAUAUCUCAUCGAUCACCAGCGCGCGCUCUUUCGAUUAUCCAUGGUCAUAAGCAUCUGGUCUAGUCAAAUCUAGCUCGGUCACGCGGCACCAGACGGGGCAGGAUGUUCGGAGCAGUGAAGCAUGCCGUCGUCUUGGCGAAGAAUAGCCGACCCGUGUCUGCCUUCGCGAGCCACUUCUCCGCGGCUUCCACCUCGCAGAGGUUGGCCGGGAAGGUGGCCGUGAUCACCGGCGGCGCGAGCGGCAUCGGCAAGGCGACGGCCGCGGAGUUCGUCAGGAACGGCGCCAAGGUCGUCCUCGCCGACGUCCAGGACGACCUCGGCCACGCCGUCGCCUCCGAGCUCGGCCAUGAUUCCGCAUGCUACACGCGCUGCGACGUGACCGACGAGGCGCAGGUCGCCGCGGCCGUCGACCUCGCCGUGGCGCGGCAUGGCCGCCUCGACGUCAUGUUCAACAACGCCGGCAUCAGCGGCACCCUAACGCCCGUCCCCCUCGGCUCCCUGGACCUCGCCGACUUCGACCGCGUCAUGGCCGUCAACGCGCGGGCCGUGCUCGCCGGCGUCAAGCACGCCGCGCGCGUCAUGGUCCCCAACCGCCGUGGGAGCAUCAUCUGCACGGCCAGCACCGCGGCGGUGCUGGGAGGCGUGGCGUUCCCGGCGUACAGCAUGUCGAAGGCUGCGGUGGUGGGCCUCGUGCGCGCCGUGGCCGGGGAGAUGGCGCGCGCCGGGGUGCGCGUGAACGCCAUCUCGCCCAACUACAUCCCGACGCCGAUGGUGAUGCGGUACAUAGCCGAGUCCUACCCCGGGACGAGCGCCGAGGAGCGCAGGCGGAUCGUGGAGAGGGACAUGAAUGAGAUGGACGGCCCGGCGCUCGCGGCGGAGGACGUCGCCCGCGCGGCAGUGUACUUGGCGUCCGACGAGGCCGGGUACGUGAACGGGCAUAACCUCGUCGUCGACGGCGGGUUCACGGUCGGCAAGGUGCCGAAAAUGCCGGCGCCGUGACGUUGACAGGUCUUUGAUGCGAUCAAGUGUUCUGCCUUGGACCAAUUGGACACGUUCGUUCUUCGCCGUUGCAGUUGGACAACCUGUUACGCUUCAUAGUACUCCCUCUGUUUACCACUUAAAAAGAAGUACUCCCUCUGUUUUUUUAGUCUGGAUAUAAUAUUUGAACAACGCUAUGCA
This is a messenger RNA of Hordeum vulgare subsp. vulgare (domesticated barley), 1256 nucleotides long. RefSeq names its product momilactone A synthase-like. The transcript has 2 exons. The coding region runs from base 180 to 1076 and encodes 298 amino acids. NCBI's taxonomy places the organism in Eukaryota, Viridiplantae, Streptophyta, Magnoliopsida, Poales, Poaceae. The record is from RefSeq and is a predicted model, not a curated record. Gene Ontology annotation, molecular function: oxidoreductase activity.